AUGACCGCGUUUCAUUCUUCUCACAUCGGCAUUAAUGGUAGCCUACGGCGAGCACGCGAACUGUUCUACUGGCCCGGAAUGAAUGACCACGUAAAGACGUUCAUUCAACGAUGUGCUACAUGUCGUGAAGUAGAUCCAGCUCAGCCGAAACUGACUUUCAUCCCGCAUACCGUCCCAUCUCGACCAUGGGCGAAAGUAGCCGUCGAUCUCUUCGUUGUUGACAGGUAUGGCUAUAUGGUCACGGUUGACAACAUGAGCAAUUUUUGGGAAGUAGACAGGUUGGACAGCCUCACUUCUCAAAGCAUCAUCCAGAAACUGAAACCGCAUUUUGCACGGCAUGGCAUACCGGAUACAGUAAUGUCGGACAAUGGGCCCCAAUUUGUUUCAGCAGAGUUUAGUCGUUUCAGCCAGAACUGGGGUUUUGACCAUGUUACUUCGAGCCCGGGCUACCCACAAUCAAACGUGAAGGUGGAGAAUGCAGUAAAAACUACUAAGCGUCUGAUGGCGAAAGCCAGGCAGUCGGCGGGCGAUCCGUGGCUUGCUUUCCUCGAGAGUUCCGAAAUACUCCCAGCCAAGGGUUCGCGACCAGUCCGGUGCAACGUCUCAUGA
Corticium candelabrum is the source of this 609-nucleotide messenger RNA. RefSeq lists its product as uncharacterized. NCBI's taxonomy places the organism in Eukaryota, Metazoa, Porifera, Homoscleromorpha, Homosclerophorida, Plakinidae. Gene Ontology annotation, molecular function: nucleic acid binding. The transcript has a single exon. Bases 1 to 609 code for a protein of 202 amino acids. The record is from RefSeq and is a predicted model, not a curated record. Gene Ontology annotation, biological process: DNA integration.